Messenger RNA from Anguilla rostrata (American eel), 4333 nucleotides. Its product is annotated as transforming growth factor-beta receptor-associated protein 1. Gene Ontology annotation, cellular component: cytoplasm; membrane. Gene Ontology annotation, biological process: endosomal vesicle fusion; autophagy; intracellular protein transport. The transcript has 12 exons. The record is from RefSeq and is a predicted model, not a curated record. The coding region runs from base 133 to 2658 and encodes 841 amino acids. Lineage: Eukaryota; Metazoa; Chordata; Actinopteri; Anguilliformes; Anguillidae.
GGAGAGUCACAUGGUCAAGGUCAAAAUACACUUUAGCUGAACAACAGUUUCUCUCUUCCUGAAAGACUACGGCUGCUGUUCUGCAAGGUUUUCUUGGUCUCCAGCAUUUUAGCUUGCUGGUCUGAAUGUUAGAUGAUGAGUCUUAAAGCCUUCACCCCGACGCUGAUUCUCGAGAAGCCAACCACAGGCAAAGAAAGGGACAAGUCCAGCAUCCAGUGUCUCGAAGCCUGCGGCAGGAACCUUUACAUUGGAGGCAAAGACUCUCUCGUCCAGCAUUUCGUCCUCCUGGAUGAGGGUGGGUCGGGAACGGAAGGGAAGGGCGCGGGCAUUCGGGAGGCCCGGAGGAGGCAGCUGGGUUCGCGGAGCCCCGUCUCGCAGCUGGGGGCCGUCCCGUUCCUGAACCACCUGCUGGCGCUGAGCGACGGGUCCCUCGUCGCGCUGAACAUGUUCUCCCUGGAACCCCUCCCCGGCCUGCGCAAGAUCCGGAGCGUCUCGUUCUUCCGCCUCCGCUGGGCUGCCGCGUCUUCCCGGCAGGACCUCGUGGUCCAGCUUUUCACCGCGUCAGCCCGGAGGAGGGCGGUGAGCGUCCACAGCGUGUCAGUGGACCGGUGGGAGUGCCUCAGGGAGGUGGCCCUGCCCCAGGAGCCGCUGGGGCUGGCCGUGGACGGGAGCUGCCUUUGCGUUGCCGCGAGCGACCGGUACUUCCUUCACGACUGCGAGGGCGGGGCCACCAUUGACCUGUUCCCGCAUGACCUGCCCAAGCAAGGCAUCAUCGUUGAUGCUAUCGGAAAAGGAGAGUUUCUUUUGCACAGCCCAGGGUCUUUGGGCAUGUUUGUGACGAGUACCGGGGUGUCUCACCGCCCCCCUAUACAGUGGCUGGAGGGGGUCCUGGGGGCUGUAGUUCAUUUCCCCUAUGUGCUGACUCUGAGCAGUGAGGCUCUUCACAUCUACAGCAUGCUGGACCAGAGACUCAAGCAAACCAUUCCUCAGAACAGAGCCAAGGGCCUGCUCUCAACACCAGAAAGGGUGUAUGUUUUCUCGGAAAGAGAGGUGCACAGCUUGAGCCCCGUCGCUAUGGAGGAGCAGAUCAAGGCUCUGGUGGCAAGCGAACGCGUGAACGAGGCUUUGGACUUUGUCCAGGGGGUACAAUCCCUGUUAUCCAAGGACACCUACGAGGUGCUGCACAGAAACCUUACGUGUACAGUGGGAUUUGUAAAGUUCUACGAGGAAAGUUUCUCUGAAGCCAAAAACCUUUUCAUCAAGGGCAAUCUGGACCCGAGAGAAAUCAUUACCCUGUACCCCGAGCAGCGUCUUCUCUGCGAAGACUUCAUAUCCCAGCAUACCCCAGUCUUCAACGCUAAAGACCUCAGGGCACUGAAAGAGGACCGUGCCACAUUUGAGCGAUACCAGAGCUUCCUGACAAACUUCCUGAGGGAGGUGCGGUGGGCUGACCAGAGCCGCGACUGCCGCAAGGAUGUUGACGGGGCGCUCCUGAAACUUUACGUGGAGGGAGAAAGUGACGCAGACCUUGUGGAACUCCUGUCCUCAGCCAAUGAUUGUGUUCUCAGUACGUGUGUGUCCUAUUUAGCACACCACAAAAGAUUCUAUGCCCUUGGUCUACUGCAUCAGAGCCAUGGCCAAGAUGACAAUGCGAUCCAGACCUGGGUGGAUAUCGUGGAUGGCAAUGCUCCAGAUGCUGUGAGUUCUGUUGCUUAUGAGCAAGUCGUAAAUUCACUCAGCCGACAGAAACGCGGACAGCUCAUCUGGAAGUUUGCUGACUGGGCUCUGCAGAAGAGCCAGGAGGUAGGGGUACAGAUCUUCACCAGGAGAGAGGAAGAUCAGGAUCCACUUGAGGAGGAAGAAGUCCUAAGCUUUUUGAAAAAGUAUCCCCUGGCUUUGGUGCUGUACCUGGAACAUUUGAUUUUCACUCUGAAAAGCAAGAAAGAGAGGCACCACACCCUUCUAGCCAUGACUUACAUCACACAGGUGCUGGAGGUAACGGAGAAGGGAGAUGGUUCAGACAGAACUUCAAACUCAUCCAGGGACAAACUGCAACAAUUCCUGUGGAAGUCAACCUUAUACAGCACUGUUGCACUUCAGGAACAAAUCCAGGGGACUUCCCUUCACUUGGAGAGAGCCACCCUGCAUGGGGUUGCUGGGGAACACCGCAAAGCCCUGCAGCUACUAGUUCACUGGGAGAAGGAUCUGAGGGCCGCAGAAGACUACUGCAGGACAGUAACAAGCAACCAACCCAAGGAAUUUGGCAACUCCCUCUACCAUGCCCUGCUCGACAUCUACUUGGACUCACCCCAGCUGGCAACCAAUGCUGCGGACCUACUGAACCACAACGCUGAAGCCUUUGAUCCGGUUGCUGUCCUCCGGGUGCUGCCCGAGGCGUGGUCAAUGCCCAUGGUGUCCAGGUUCCUGUCUGAGGCCGUGAGAGGAUUGGUCCACCGCAGGAAAAUGGGAGGGGUGGAGAGAAACCUAGCAAAGGUGGAGCACUUCAGGCACAGAUGCACAAGGACCACACUCACUCAAGGGAUGAUUAGAGUGGAGAGAGGCCAGGUCUGCCAGAGGUGUGGGAGAUACCUAAAUGAACCAGAGUUUAUGCGCAGUCUGAAAGGAGAACUGAUUCACACACAUUGCUGGAAUAAAUGAGCAGCCACCUGCAUGACUACAGCACUCUGGACCACACGUUCAUACGCACUUGUAAACUCUCACUUACAUGUAUAUUUGCCCAUGCACACACACACACACACGCAUGCAAGCACCCACAUUACUUCAGCAUCCUGACACCAGCAUGCAAAAGUAGGUCAUCUCUCCCAAACAUGCUCACUCAAAUAAACACAUGCACAUACACUCAAGGAAGUGCACAGACCAACACACAUCACUGACAUAGUGUCCUAUGCUCACAUAAAUACAGUCCGUAUUUCUGCUGCCCAAUUUAAAUAAUUUAAAAAAUUUAAAAAUCCAGUGAAAGUGACUGGUUGCCAGUAAGUUACUGUAAAUCAUUUUACAGUGUUAUUGCUGUAAUGUGAAAUACAGUAACCAUUACUUUACUGUAAAUCCAAACACCGUAUAACACUGUAAUUGCUCAUUGUAAAACACAAAUCAGUACUGUAAAGUCUAUGUAAUGACCAAGCGCCUAACAAGGCUUAAACUUUGGUCUCCAGGAUACGAGUCAGCCAUGCUAACCACUGCGCUAAAAAUGAAUUAACCUGUAGCAGUGCAGUUGCGCAGCCCUCCCGGUGGUUCACUCCACUACAUACUCUCUUGCAUGCACGCCACUCACUGGGUGCGAUCCUUGCGUUUCGAAGCCGCACCUUCCCAAUCCCACUCUGACACCAAAGUGGUGAGCAAUGAACUGGAGAGGCUUGAACUGGGGUCUCCAAUACAUAUACAACACAAUCUGCCUUACAUUUGUGAACAGUGUUGGCUUAUGCACAUUCACUUUAUACAAUGCUAUUGUAAUGUGGUAGAAAUGUGUUCAAACGUUACAUAAUGAAUUCAUACCCACCACAAUAAUUUUUUUUUUUUUUUACUACUGGUCCUGUUAUCUAACUAUAAAAAAAAAAAAACUCCUCACUCAGUUAGCCAACAGCAGUCAAUGUGGACCAAAUUGUGAAGGAUUUUUUAUUGCGUUGACACAUCAGCCAUUUAAUGACCACUGCUUCCAAAAUUCCUGAAUUCUUUUCUCACUCAAACUCAACCACCAGCAGAACUGUAUAUAUCUACAGCCCAUUUUGCAAAUGUUUACAUACUCUUUUCAAAACCUAAAAUAAAAAAACUAAAAUGAAGAGCAAUUUCCUACAUCAUUAAAUUGAAAUUAAUUGAAAUGCAUUCAAAAUUCUAAAAAGUAGAUAUGUUUAAAAACAUGGUGAAAAAGUUGUUUAUUGAAGUUAUGUGAAUGAAACCUAUCACAGCUGAUUCCCAUCCCAGUUGGGGACCUGUCCUCAAUCUCAUUAUCAUCUACACAGUAAAAGGAGACAUGUUUGGGAUUAUUUUUUUAGCAUAAUAAUGAAAUCUGUAAGAGAUGGAGGAAUGACUGACAAAGGAGGAAGAGUGGCGAGGGAAAGGAGUAUGCAUGCAUGGUGGAAGACACCAAAAGAGAAGACCAAGAGCUGAAGUCUCAGAUGAGACAAGGGAUGGUACAAUUGAGCAUGUGGUAAAUCAUGGUCUAACAAUGAGAGAGGCUGAUCUGAGGGUGCAGCCAAAUCUGGACCGCUCAACACAAUUGUGAGAAUUUUUCAGUGAACUAACGGGUAAGAUUAUGCAAUCUGCAAGGGCAUCUGACUGCGCUCAAUACUAGAUAAACAGUAAAUUCUUAACAAAA